This is a messenger RNA of Pseudonaja textilis, 1629 nucleotides long. The record is from RefSeq and is a predicted model, not a curated record. Lineage: Eukaryota; Metazoa; Chordata; Lepidosauria; Squamata; Elapidae.
AAGCUCAGGCGGCGAGCUUGUCGCGCGCGGGGGUUGUGAGGGCGAGGGGUGGGUGGGGGCUUUUUUGAAUGAUUUCUGCAGCUGGGGCUGAGCCGAGCCGAGCCGGUGCCGGAGGACCGUUUGGCGGCGUUUGUCCUGCGGGGUAGCAGCCCGGUCCUUAACAAGGUCUUUGGCCAUGAUCGCCCUCCUCUUGUGGGAUCAUCUCCGGGCGGGCAGCUCCGAACUGGACUGGUGCGAGGAUAACUACACCAUCGUGCCCAUCAUCGCCGAGUUUUACAACACGCUUCACCGCAUACAGGCAAUCCACAACUUGCUACUUAGCAUCAGAGGUUCAUGCACUCAUAUCCUCAGAAUUAUCUUCAUGGGGCCACCCAUAAAAGGCCGGUUCAAAGCUGCAGUGGGCAUUCUUUCUGGAGUCACUACAUGCCUCGCCUUUGUUAAGCCCGCCAUCAAUAACAUCUCCUUGAUGACAUUAGGUCUUCCCUGCAGCGCCCUGCUUAUUGCAGAACUUAAAAGGUGUGACAAUGUCCGAGUAUAUAAGCUGGGAUUGUUUUCUGGCCUAUGGUGGAUGUUGGCACUAUUUUGUUGGAUUAGUGACAAAGUAUUUUGCGAGAUUUGGUCAUCUUUAAAAUUUCCUUAUUUACACUGCGUAUGGCACAUCCUCAUCUGUAUUGCAGCUUACCUGGGCUGCGUCUGCUUUGCCUAUUUUGAUGCUGUCUCUGAGAUCCCCGAACAAGGCCCCGUCAUCAAGUUCUGGCCCAGUGAGAAGUGGGCAUUCAUCGGGGUGCCCUACGUCACUCUCCUCUGUGCUCACAAGAAGUCUCCCCUCAAGAUCACUUGAAAGGCCACGGAAGCGUCCUGUCCUCUUUAACUGCGGUUUCUCCAAAAGGCCUGAAUCUCUUGCGGGAAGAUUGCCCAAGAGGGAGGUCCUUGCGGAAGCAAAGGACACCUGAUGAGGGGGGUCAGAGCAGAAUCUCAAAAAAAAGUUUGUUCUGAGGGGCCUAAGAAAUGCCUGAAUCCGUCCAACGAGGACACACGGAAAGCAGAAAGCCUGUAUUUCCACAAGUGCACCUCCCCAUCCCCUCCAAAAAAGUAAAGUUAUUUCUCUUCUGCUUUGACUGCCUGUCACGCUCUCGGUGGGCAAGGAACUGGGUGGCAUCUUACCCUGCCACAAUAAGCAAGGGUGUCUGUCUCUGCAGGUGUGUUGUUGGCUGUGUUCUGGUUGGGAAAUAAUCACCGGAUUUGUGUAUUAAGGAUUUAAUAGAAUUGCUUUGCAGCUGUUCCCUCCUCUGCUGCCGGUGUAUAUUUACACAUUAAUUGAGCAAAUGAAAUCCCUUUAAACUCCGUGGUCAGUUUAAAAGGAGUACAAUCCUUAAGAAGCUGGCUCUCUUCUUAAUCCAUCAAAAUAUGAUAAACAAACGACAGUGGUGGUUGUUUUUUCAAUCCGUAUAUAAUAGUUCACUCUUUGGAGACUGGUUUACUGCAAGAUGUGGGAGAAAUGUCAGUGAAGGAAAAAAAAUGUCUUUGAAAUGACUGGUUGUGAGGCUUUACUUGGUCUCCAGGCAGUUAAGUAAUAUUUCAGCUGAGUUCUCGGAAGGAGAGCAAUUCAGCAAUCUACCCAAUUUCUGC